This is a messenger RNA of Xenopus laevis (African clawed frog), 2040 nucleotides long. RefSeq names its product RING finger protein 112 (gene rnf112.4.S). The transcript is spliced from 16 exons. The record is from RefSeq and is a predicted model, not a curated record. Lineage: Eukaryota; Metazoa; Chordata; Amphibia; Anura; Pipidae. The coding region runs from base 1 to 2040 and encodes 679 amino acids.
AUGGCUACCUCCACAAACACAGCUCUGACUGCGUUGAUCAGUGUUAAGUUGAAACCAGCCCGUGCCAUCCAACUAGUACACACAGAUGAAUCUGGGCAACUGCAACUAAAUGAAUCUGCUGUACAGACCUGUUUUCUGGAUGGAGAGAUAUCAGACUACCCUGUGUGCCUAAUAUGUGUGAUCGGAGAGAAACGUCGGGGCAAAUCCUUUCUCAUGAACUAUAUACUCAGGGCUCUGUCCUGCCAGGAGCAGGCCCAGCCACUCAGUCUGGGGGCAGAUGAUGACCCCCUUAGUGGGUUUGAGUGGAGAGAUGGAAUAGAGAGUACAACAAAAGGUAUUUGGAUCUGGAGCAAGCCCUUCAUUCUAGAGAACAAUGGAGAAAAGAUGGCCGUGUUUGUGUUGGACACAGAGGGCUCCCUGGAUAUUCAGAGUUCAAGAGACAUUUGCCUUAAGCUGUCUGCAUUAUCCAUGAUCCUCAGCUCCUACCUGAUCUUCAAUGUGAACUCAAAUUUGAAGACCACAGAUUUGGACUAUCUUGAGAUGUAUCUAGAUGUUGCUGAAAAUGUUGGAAAAUCAUUUGAUCUGCAGUCCUUACAGCACCUCAAUAUCCUUAUACGUGACUGGCAUGAUUUUAAGAGAUGUGGAAACAAAGAUGCUUGGGAAUAUCUUAUUCAUGAGACUGAGAAGCUGCAAAAGGAACCUCAGUUCAAAUCGGUGUCAGAGACCCUGAGAGGCCCAUUAGCAGACUGCUCGCUCCUGCCCCACCCAGGGAGAGGUCUGCUGGUUGAUAGUCAAGGGAAGUUAUCAGAUAUGAAAGUGGAUUUUAGGAACCUUCUAACAACCUACAUAUUCACCCUGGUGGGAAACCUUUGGCUCUACAGAAAAACCAACAGACAAGAGGAAAAGGUGACAUGUGCUCAGCUGGCAAGUAUAUUAAAGAGAGGUGUGAACAUUUUGCAGAGUACACAGCACCACUUUGCCUCCCCAUUACAGAUGUUUUUUACCUUUGAAAAUCACAAGAACAUGGAAAAAACGAAAAAUCAAUUCCAAAAGUAUAUAAACAGAAUGUCAAACGAAGCAGAUUUUCUGAGGAGUAGAUGGAAUGUGAAUCCAUUUCAAAUGGAAUCCAGUAUCAAGUAUAUGGCAACCAAAUUCCUGCGUGACUUUAAAGAAUCAUUUCAAGGGGUUGAUGCCCAAGAAAAGGAGAGGCUUGUAAAUGAACUGCAAUAUUUUUUGUUAAAACAACAGCAACAUUUCUGUAAAGACUACUCAAAGAGUUUCUAUGGAUUUCAGAAUCACAAGAGGAUGAGGAAUAUUAAGGAGAAGUUUCUGACUCAAAUAACCCUAAAAGAAUAUGAAAAGUUCUCUCUCAUCAAGAAGGGUCGUCACCCAAUAAGAAUACAGAAUAAGUUGCGCAAUGAAGUUAACAAAUUGCUGAAUAAUUAUAAAGAAUCCCUUGAAGGCAUUGAUGAGGAACGGGAGCUUCUGCUUCUCAGUGAAAUGGAAUCAGAUCUUUCGCAAGAGAUAGAAAAAUUCUGUAAAAUGUACAGGAAGAUAUUUGAUGCUUGGAAAAGGAUGGAAGAUUCCAAGAAAAAAAUCAAGAAACUUCUAGACCAAAUAAAAGAAGAGUCUUCAUCAUCUCUAUGGAACUUGAUGAAUACACCAUCUGUAAUGCAGUCCAAGAUCAAGGAACCUAUCAAUAUACACUUGCUUGACUUUAUAAAUUCACUUGAGGGCAUCGAUAGUGAAGAUCAGACAAUUAUUAAGGAGGAGCUCAUAUCACAUUUGAUGGAAAUGGAGAAUGAGUUUUGUAAACAGUACUCCAGUGACUACAGAAGUACAAUCGAGUGGAUUAAGCGCGUUGCACCAGUUGGAGCAUAUGGUUUAUUUGCGUUCAAGGAGAUUAUUAAAAACAAAACAGUUGCUGCAGCAAUAAAAUUUGGUGGAGUGAUGCUGCCAGGAGUCAUUGGAGUUGUUGUUAUAGGCAGUACCAUUUUAACGUUGAGGCGCAUGUAUGCAAAUAAGAGCACACAGUAUUAG